AUGCACUCCAUACGGCAGAAAUGCCGCCCAAAGCAUCAAGUACUCGUGCUGAAGUGCUAUCCGAGAACCACAAAAGGCGCUGUUGAUGUUAAGCCAAACUCCAGCGAGCUGAGCUACCUCCUAUAUUAUGCGACCACCCGCCGAAGUAAGGUCCAGAAGGUUUGCGGGUUUUUGGAGAAGAAGACUGCCAGCGACGUCUGGCGGGCCCGGAUAGGGUAUGUCAGAAUAUACGCCCACGAUCCUCUUAAUAAAUUAGCUGAGCUUUUGCUAACGGCACCGUCUCUAUUUGCCAGAAAUGUUCAGGUUACCCUCCAAAUUCUGGCCGCGUUGGUUGAGAAAGCUCCCCGAGACCUUCCUCUAUACGCGCCAUAUGUCCUCAAAAUCCUCAGCAUCAUACUACGGUCGCGCGAUAUUACGAUGGUCGAAUCCUCCAUCCCAACGUUCGAAGCGUUCUGUGGAAAUCAUGAUGGAGCGACUUUAUCAGCCGAUCAAGAAUACCUCCGCCAGUAUGAGGAAAUAGUUCGGAUAUACGCGUCGUUUGCGGUGACAACACCACCACCAACGAAACCCCCCACAAGUGCCCCGGUGGCCAUGCGAUGGAGAAAUGCGGGAUUGCAAGCCAUUAAAAGCGUGGCAUCAUCCGAAGCUUUGGCCUCUCUCGCCGGGAAGCAGUUGGAUGUCGUAGUGCCAAUACUGUUGGAAAACCUAUGGGCAGAAGACGAGCAGUUUCUGGAGAUAAUUGAACAGAGAGCGCAACAAGGGGUGAAGGUAGACGCCGAGAAACCCAUGAGACGGCGCACCAGUGUAGCGACUGUAAGAACUGUUGAGACAACUAGCGAUGCGGCUGCCGCAGCUCUCUCCGCGACUGCGGCCGAUGCAGAUAAGCUUGCUGAAGAGAAUAUCGCGGUUUUGGCAAUGCAGUGUUUGCAACAAAUAUUUGUGGUGCCUAACAGGAUCCAGAUUCAUGGGGCAACUACUGCCACUCUGGAAUUCAUUUCCGGCCGGGUCACGCAGCGAGACUCUCUCGUCGAGGAAAAGGAGAGCACCAAAGCAGAUCAAUAUACGGGUUGGGCCUCGAAGAUAUUUGAACUGAUAGCUCGAUGGACACCUGUCCAGGAUCGCUAUGUCAUCUUGGUCACAACCAUGGAAAUUCUGGUCCAGAGCCCGGUGAUCGAAGACAAUCUGCAAGAACAGUUGGUUCUGGCUACAAUGGUGGAUUCAUUACUGAAAUCCGACAUAAAUAUGAUUGGGUUGAGCGUAAUGGAUGUUUUACUAGGCUUAAUACACCACGUAGUAAAAUUGCUCCAGCUGAGUGGGACGGCACUCCCAGGACAACAAAUGACAGGGUCUGGUGUGGCCAAGGACGACUCGAAAUCUCCAUCGCGGCCGACUGGUGACGCUGGUAACGCAGUGGAGGCUCCUGUGCCAAGCGUGUUAAGACGCAACCUCUUGAAUCGACUCCAGGAGUGCGUGGGCGAUCUCGCCACUCAUAUAUACUAUGCAGACCAAAUAUCGGACAUGGUUUCCACGCUUCUGAUGAGGUUGAAGCCAUCACCGCCAUCUCAUGCUGCUACGAUCGCUUCCAUUGAGAACCCUCCCACGGCACCAGCUGGACUCACGUCCGUUAUCGACUUGCCAGAGGAUCAAAAGACUGAUGGAUUUUUUUUAUUUGGCACCGCUAAAGUUAAAGCUCUGGAAGCGAUCAAGCUUAUUCUUCAUGUUGCAAGUCAUCGCAAUAAUAUUAUUGGGGGCGCUGGGCUCGGGAGGAAUCGUGUCCCAGUCGGUGUAUGGGAAGGUACCCAGUGGCUCCUUCGAGAUAGCGAUGGACGAGUCAGAAAAGCUUAUGUUGAUGUACUUUUGGCAUGGCUGGAGACAGAGGUUCCACCGUCGGGCCUUCGCGUAUUUGAGGAGAAACCGAAGAAUUCGGCGCGGCCUGUCCGUAAUGAUUCCUCGUCGAAUCUUACGAAGCGCGCAGUGUCCAACGCAUCCCAGAAAGAAAAAUCUACCAAGCCGUCAAGGACAACGUUUCUGCAAUUAUUGCAUUUGGCUAUUUACGAAAAUGCCCUACAAUACGUCGAUAGCGAAGCAGACAUCCUGCUCUUACAUCUUCUACUUACCAAGCUCGUGGAUAACCUAGGAGUUAAUGCUGUCAAGAGUGGACUACCUAUGGUUUUCCGCCUGCAGGAAGAUAUCCUAGAAGCCGAAACUCCUUUGGCCAAGGUUCGCAUCGGAAGUUUAUGUCAUGGGUAUUUCUGGGCUAUUAGUGAGAAGUUUGACAUUGAAUCAUCGCCUGUGGGGAGAGCGAUAGAUAACGAAAUCCAACGGCGGCGAAGCAAGAAGUUCUGGGUUGAGCGGACUCGUUUCCCACCAGUUGCCCUUGAUAACAUAGGUACCCCAGGCACAAAUUCUCCUCAGCAAGCUCCAGUCUCGGAAGAGGAAUUGGAAUCGGAGGAGCUGAUUCCUUUUGACGAACGUUUCCAAAUGGUGAAGCUUAUCUCGCUGUCUUACGCUGAGUCUAUGGCCCCACCACCUAUGAGUGCCCCCACAUCUCCGAAUCGAAGCUUUUCGCAACCAAUUCUAAGCACAGUCGCUUCUACUAGCGAGGAGGUGCCCGAGAAAGUGAAGGAUGAAAUGAUGUCCGGCUGGAGCAGAGAGGCAGUUAUUGCCACUGCCCAGGAAGGAAGCAAGUCUGCGUCGCUCAAUGGAUCCAGGUCCGGUACAGCUCAUCGCAGCUUCCUUGCGGUCAACGGCAACUUAAACACUGGGGGAACGAACAGCCGUACGCAUUCUCCUCCUGGAGGACCUCAGAAUCACCUUUCAGCGCGAAAUAAACCCGAAUCAUCGUAUGGUCUAGUGCGUGGACUUGGGGCCCUCCAAAAGCUUAGGAAAGGCGACAACCACUCACCAUCACCCGCAACCGACUCCAGUCGAAACUCCGUCACCCGAGUAGACCAGUUGAAAAUGGUCCUCUCCCGGGCUCCAGGGAGCACUCCGGUCACUCGAGCCGGCAUUGCACACAGCGAUUCAAGCAGCGAGAGCAUGGUCAGCUAUGACUUUACUGCUUCAGAACUCUCGUUCAACCCACCCCAGCAGGACGGCCCACGUAUAGAGCGAUCCGUCUCUCUACGGGAGCGUAAUGGCAGAGCACGAUCUAAAUCUCGCGACCGUAUCGCGUCAGGAGAUCAUCGUCCCUUGACUUCUCAUCCGAUGCUGGGUAGAGGGGACCCUGACGCCCAAGAUUUUGCUACAAUUCCACCCGUCCCCCCACUCCCGCAAUCUCUAAUGGGAGACGGUGCAUCCGCGCGCAGAAGCCGGAGCUUAAACCAGUCUGCGAGGGGGAAAGAGCUAGGUUACACAGGCGGAUGGGCAGAGGAUAGUCCAGUAGCGGAUUUGGAGAGUCUGCUUAAGGGGAUUGACACUGCUGGGAAUAAGAAAGGACAUGUGGCGAUAAAACCUCCUUAUUGA
Messenger RNA from Venustampulla echinocandica, 3465 nucleotides. RefSeq lists its product as uncharacterized. The record is from RefSeq and is a predicted model, not a curated record. NCBI's taxonomy places the organism in Eukaryota, Fungi, Ascomycota, Leotiomycetes, Helotiales, Pleuroascaceae. Gene Ontology annotation, biological process: protein localization to plasma membrane. Bases 1 to 3465 code for a protein of 1154 amino acids. The transcript has a single exon. Gene Ontology annotation, cellular component: plasma membrane.